This is a messenger RNA of Staurois parvus, 334 nucleotides long. NCBI's taxonomy places the organism in Eukaryota, Metazoa, Chordata, Amphibia, Anura, Ranidae. The record is from the annotation of a GenBank genome assembly.
AUGCAGCACUGAUAGGCGGCACUGAUAGGUGACACUGAUUAUGGGUACUGAUAGACGGCACUGACUGGCAUCACUGCUGGGCACUGACUGGCACAACCCCUGGGCACUGACUGGUGGCACUGACUGGCACAACCCCUGGGCACUGACUGAUGGCACUGACUGGCAGCACUGCUGGGCUGCACUGGUGGGUGGGCACAGGUGGGUGGCACUGGUGGGCACAGGUGGGUGGCACUGGUGGGCACAGGUUGGUGGGCACAGGUGGGUGGCACUGCUGGGCACAUGUAGGUGGCACUUCUGGGCACAGGUAGGUGGCACUGCAGAGUGGCACAAGUGG